Molecule: messenger RNA, 846 nt
Organism: Fragaria vesca subsp. vesca
Lineage: Eukaryota; Viridiplantae; Streptophyta; Magnoliopsida; Rosales; Rosaceae
Exons: 2
Coding region: 79-762 (227 amino acids)
Source: RefSeq, a predicted model, not a curated record
CAUUUGUCAUGGGAAACUGGGAAGUAGAAAGAUUCUAACUUUCACCAGCCUCAACACAGGUUUUGAGCAACUGAGAAUAUGGGGAUAUGGGACGCCAUUUCCGGGACAACCGAUUCCCUGAAACGGAACGCGCCGGAUCUAACGGCCGUAAAAGGCUGGUGCCCCACAACCGAUUCGCUCAAGCGCAUCGCACUUGAUGGAACUGCCGCCAAGAACGUGUGCUCCGCCGCUUACGGUUAUGGCUCCUCCGCCGUGACCAAAGUCGACGGCGCCGUCAGGGGUAACUUGAUCCCUUACGUCUGUAACGAGGUAGCCUGGUCCAAGAUCGCCCAACUCGGCACGAUCGUCGCUAAAAACGCAACCUAUGAGGCCUUCAAACUCGUCCCAGGUGGAAGUGCAUUUUAUAAUAUUGGUGCCAUGUCCAUUUAUGACUUUAACAAUUCCAAUAAACAAGAACUGGAUGGGAAGGCAUUGCAGGCUAAACUAUUGAGACUGGAGAAAGAGUUAAGUGAAUACAAGGAACUGAAUAAGCCAUGUGCAGAUCUGAAGUCUCCCAGUGUCGCCAACGUUCAUUCAAAUGCGAGGCAGAAACCAGAAGAUAUGGAGUCUGAGUCUGCAUAUGGAUCCAACAUUCAUUCAGUUGGAACUCGUAAGCCUGAAGAUGUGAUCAGAGUCUUUAUAAUGAAGGAAUUCAUUUUCAGGCAGUUUUGUGAUGAUAUAAUGGUUCCGGUUGCACCCAGGAAAAGGGACAAUAUCAAGUAGGAGAGUGGAUAAGAUGGAGCAAUGAUUUAAUUGAUUUUGUCUCGUUUGAAGCCUUGUGGUUGGGUUUGUCUUGCUCCUUGUAAA